AUGAGUUCAGAGUUAGGUCCAAGGAAAAGGAGAAAGUUGGCAGACAGAACUAACCUUCCAUUGGCAACACCUCCAACUACCCCACUGAAAAACAAAGUGAUUGAUCUUUCAAGUCAAUUGAAAAGGAAUAAUGGCGUUAAGAAACUACAAUUCGACACUCCACCUACAACACCCACAAAGCCAAAAAGAGCCUCUUAUUAUUCUGGUGCAAAAGCACUUUUUCAAAAGAAUGCCGAUGUGAAGUCAAUGGGCUCGAAGUUAGUUGGAAGAGAAGACGAGGCGGAAAAAUUUGUCACAUUCAUGACUCAAUGUAUUUCUGAGUUAUCUUCUAAUAGCUUGUACAUAUCAGGACCACCUGGGACGGGCAAAAGUGCCCAGGUUAGUAUUUCUCUCAAUCAUUUGAUGUCCGAAGUAGGACAGCCGUUAGAUGGGAGAACCUCUUCUUUUACUAAUAAGACUGUGAGAUUAAUCAAAGUAAAUUGUAUGUCUAUUGGCCAUCCUGAUUCGAUAUUCCAUGAAAUAUAUUGUGAAGCAAGCAAGGAAAACAAUUUUUCCCACAAUAAAAGAAAAACAUCUGACGAUUUAUACAACUUGUUACUACAAGAGUCUAAGAUUCAAAGCAUAGUUGUCAUUUUGGAUGAGAUGGAUUGUCUCAUCACGAAAGAUCAACAGGUUUUAUACCAGUUGUUCAAUUUUGCAUCUCCUAAAAACUCUAAAGCCUUGAAAACGAAACUCAUUUUAGUGGGUAUUUCUAAUGCAUUAGACUUAACAGAUAAAUUUUUACCAAGGUUAAAGAGAAAUGGUCUCAGUCCUCAAACGAUUCAGUUUUUACCUUACACCUCGGAAAAAAUCAGAAAUAUCAUAAUCAACAAGCUCAACUUGUUGAUAGAAUCUGAAAAAGAAAACUUAGGUACGCUCCCACUUUUUCAUCCUGCAGCUAUACUGCUCUGUUGUAAGAAGUCUGCAAGUGUCACUGGUGAUCUUAGAAAGGCGCUAGAUAUCUGUUAUAAAAGUAUUGAAUUGGUUGAAAUGGAGUUUCGAAGAUCCCAAAAAGAGCUGUCGCAGUCGCCUAUUAACACUUAUCCCAGAGUUCUAAUUUCACAUGUUGCGAAGGUGUGUUCUGCAUCCUUUGGCGAUAAUUCAUCGACUAAAUUGAAGAAUCACAACUUGUUGCAGAAAGCAGUUUUAUGCUGUCUCUUCAAUUAUUACAGCAACAACAUUUUUAUUUCGAAAGAUAUUACAGUAAAUGCCUUCUUCGACUACUACAACAAGCACAUACUGCAGAACAUCAACAACUUACUAUCACAAUUGAACAAGGGAGAAUUUCUUGAGAUAAUUUCCGCAUUGGAAUCCUCUUCUGUGAUAUCCUUGACUAGUCUGAGGUUAAGUUCGUCCCCCGAUAGUGGUAGUAGAAUCAUCAAGCCUAAUGUUCCAUAUGAUGAAUUGAAUAAAUCGAUAUCAGAUGUUGGUGUUCUUCAGAGAAUCUUGCAUUCUAACAGUAACUAG
This is a messenger RNA of Priceomyces carsonii, 1506 nucleotides long. RefSeq names its product AAA family ATPase (gene CDC6). Gene Ontology annotation, cellular component: nucleus. The record is from RefSeq and is a predicted model, not a curated record. The transcript has a single exon. Gene Ontology annotation, molecular function: ATP hydrolysis activity; DNA replication origin binding. The coding region runs from base 1 to 1506 and encodes 501 amino acids. Gene Ontology annotation, biological process: mitotic DNA replication checkpoint signaling; DNA replication initiation; cell division. Lineage: Eukaryota; Fungi; Ascomycota; Pichiomycetes; Serinales; Debaryomycetaceae.